AUGACCGGGCCAGCCGAUGCCGCUGGCCCACUCCGCGUCUCGCAGCGGCGGCCCCUGGCGUGUCGAGAGUCCGUGCGACUCCGCCGGAACGCUGUGCAACACGCGUCUGAGAUUCAAUUCCUGAGCUCAAUAUUGGGGGAGCUUGACUCUGGCUCCAAACAAAAGCUGCCUCACAUUGCCCAAAAGUUGCGAGAUCGCAUUUCGCAGCUACAAACGGGCGAAUUGUCCACGCAGGCUGAUGAAAACAGCCCUGGAUUGCUGCAGGAAGAUAUUAAGCACCCGGACCACUUUGACGAAAAGCAGGCGCUGCAUCGACUGGCCGAGGCGGCCUCGGAGGGUCCAGAUCCACCGCUUCUCACAGCGAUAGAGCACCUUGCUUGGGGCCGAAACUCAGCGGGGUGUUUUCCCCAUAGGAGGUGCGCCUGCCAAUAUCGCCGGGAUAACCCGGAGGCGCUGUCGAUGAACAGCGGGUCCUUUCAAAUACACGGGUCUGCAUUGGAGUCUAUGAUAUUUAUUCCCAUGACAAACGAUGCUCAAAAGCUUAUCAAAUUUCAUAUUGGCCAUCUAACAUGGCAUCACAACUGUUUUCACGGAGACACCUUCCUUGAGCAGUGUGAUCUGUUUUGGAGCACAGGAAGAUGCGAUAACCCGCUCUGGAUAGCACUCUAUCUCUCCGUUUUGAGUUGCACUGUCAAUUCAAUCCAGAAUAGCCGCAAGCUGAAAGGUCUGCUCAAUGUUGACCUUGACGCCAUGCCAUCGGCUCAGAAACUCUUCUCUGCCAUGGUUCAAACUUUGUAUAACUCUCAUUUUCUGAACAAUCUUUCCAUAUACUCCGUCCAGGCCAUUGUGAUUUCGACGGAGGUUGCUCAUAACCUUGGCCUUAGCCAUUUAAACGCCACGAUGUUCAAUGCUGCUGUCCGAAUUGCUGAGUGCCUGGGGCUUCAUAAAAUCAAGGACCACCCGUCACCAUUGACACAGAACCGAGAUCAAUGGGAAGAACGAGUGGAGCGAGAAGUUGGAAGGCGAGUAUGGUGUCAAAUGAUCAUUCAAGAUCACUUCGCUAUACCGUUUACCGACACCUACAGCAUCUCGCCUAUGCAUUACUCGACGGAUCGUCCUUUAAAUGCAGAGGAGCAUAAUCUGAUUGAAUUGCCAACCAACAUACCUACGAUCAGUACCUACGUGAGGGUGCUCGUGGAACUCGCCGCUUUAAUGCCAGGUCUGGUUGAUGGCCUGGGCCCAAUGAAUAAGCGCAAGUCCCGCCGCGAACAAUACGAGCAUAUUCUUCAAGUGGAUCAGAAGAUGCGGGCUGUAGUGAAAGGUAUACCAUCAUUUCUGUUGCGACCCGACAAGGCAAAAGAGUCGAAGAUCCCUUGGCUCAGCAUCGUACGUCGAAGUCUGGCUAUCACGGCAGCCGAGAAGAUUAUCAUGAUUCACCGACCGUUUCUUUUCCGCUCAUUUCAUGACCCAAAUUAUGGCCAUUCAAGACGUACGUGCAUUGCGGCUGCGAUGACCAUCCUGCGUGAACAUGAAACAAUUGCCAAGGAGGAAGACCUAUCCAUCUGGACUCACACAGCAUUUGCUAUCACAGCUGCGGUUAUUCUGUGCUUUGAAGUUAAUGCCACCGUGAAAGAUCCCAAUGAUGGCAAAGUGGAAUUGUACAGAGAGGCUGUGGUGGCUGCUCGCGAGCGUCUUGCUUUACGAAAUCACGAUUUACUCGCCCAGCGUGGCGUUGCUCUUAUCGAUGCUAUUCUCAUUGCCGAAGAGUCCAACUUUGGUGCCAAAGAAAGCAAACGGGGCGGUCAUAUUGACUUCCACCGGAUUUUCGCCAAUUUUUCGACCUUGAGCAGAGUGAUUCUCAACCCUGAAGAUGAGAUGGUGUUCGGCAGGUUUCCGGGUAACAGCCCGGACGACUUUCGUAGUGUGGACACCAACGAGAUACAAUUUUCCUGGAACCAGGAAGAGAUUGAUUUCGAGAGUUGGUUCAAUGGUAUUUUCAACGACUUUCAGCCGUCUCCACUCUGA
Messenger RNA from Penicillium canariense, 2025 nucleotides. Its product is annotated as fungal specific transcription factor domain-containing protein. The record is from RefSeq and is a predicted model, not a curated record. Lineage: Eukaryota; Fungi; Ascomycota; Eurotiomycetes; Eurotiales; Aspergillaceae. The coding region runs from base 1 to 2025 and encodes 674 amino acids. The transcript is spliced from 2 exons.